Oryza sativa Japonica Group (Japanese rice) is the source of this 4161-nucleotide messenger RNA. Its product is annotated as probable leucine-rich repeat receptor-like protein kinase At1g35710. The record is from RefSeq and is a predicted model, not a curated record. Lineage: Eukaryota; Viridiplantae; Streptophyta; Magnoliopsida; Poales; Poaceae. Gene Ontology annotation, molecular function: protein binding.
UUUUCACCCCUAAUAGUAGCAUUGCGAUUCUAAAUAUUUUUUCUUCGUGAAUAGAAAAAAUUCAUUGUAUCGUUAGAUCAGGUUUGCUAUAGAAAAAUUCGGAACAAAACGUCUACCGCGUUGAAGCCUACUCCCUGUGAACCGAUAUAGGUACACGGUACACCCGAUCAAAAAUGGGUUGAUCGUGACCAUUCUAUUGGAUCAUCGGAAGUUAAUUAGAAUCGUUACCAACAACGACCAAAUAAAGGCUAGUUAAGUUGGUUAAGGUUCCUGUGGUGGAACACCCAGUUCAAAUCUCAGAUCUUUAGUGUUAAAAUUUGUUCCCAUAUGCGCCUAUGCUAUAGGCAUUACGUGCGGUAUGUGUGCGCGCAUUCCGGUGGAUCACUGGAUCUAGUUCUAGUGUGUAAUCAUCAGUAGGAUAAUCACACCAAAAAAUAUUUACGAACUAAUAAAUCACUCUUAUAAACUUGAAUAAAUAUGUUUACAAAUAGAAUUGAAUAAACGUGUUCUCCUUAUUUUGGCUAUAUUUCCUCUGCUUUUGUUUGGUCUGUUCUUUUUAAUUUAAACUACACUCUUUCUUUGAGUGCUACUUUGUAAUAAUUGGUUGUAGCUCGUUCUGAGUAGAGACCGGAAUGUUAUAUUCCAUUAUCUAAAAAAAAAUAAAUCACUUAUAUUUAUAUAUAGUUAGCUAUUGGCACCAUCAUAUAUUCAUAUUUGAAAGAGGGACCCGAAAAGGCAUAGCCGGAGACGACGGCAAUGCAGGAUCACUGCGUUGGUGUUUUACUCCGCAUGGCCCCCGUCGUCCACCCUUUCUUCCUCCUCCCCCUCCUCGUGGCGAUCGCUUCCAUCCCAGGAUCAGUCAAUGCCGCAGCAUCGUCCCAGCAGACCGACGCGCUACUGGCAUGGAAGUCGAGCCUCGCUGACCCGGUCGCGCUGUCCGGCUGGACGCGGGCUUCGCCGGUCUGCACCUGGCGCGGCGUGGGCUGCGACGCCGCCGGCGGCGGCCGCGUCACGAAGCUGCGCCUCCGGGGACUGGGACUCGGCGGCGGCCUCCACACGCUCGAGCUCGACUUCGCCGCGUUCCCGGCGCUCACCGAGCUCGACCUCAACGGGAACAGCUUCGCCGGCGACAUCCCGGCCGGCAUCUCGCAACUGCGCUCCCUUGCCUCGCUCGACCUCGGCGACAACGGGUUCAACGGCUCCAUCCCGCCGCAGAUCGGCCACCUCUCCGGCCUCGUCGACCUCUGCCUCUACAACAACAACCUCGUUGGCGCCAUCCCGCACCAGCUCAGCCGACUCCCCAAGAUUGCCCACUUCGACCUGGGAGCAAACUACCUGACCGACCAGGACUUCGCCAAGUUCUCGCCGAUGCCCACCGUGACAUUCAUGUCGCUCUACGACAACUCCAUCAAUGGUAGCUUCCCGGACUUCAUCCUCAAGAGCGGCAACAUCACCUACCUCGACUUGUCGCAGAAUACUCUGUUCGGGCUGAUGCCGGACACACUGCCGGAGAAGCUCCCGAAUCUGAUGUACCUGAACUUGUCCAACAAUGAAUUCUCUGGCCGGAUUCCGGCGUCGCUCAGGAGGUUAACGAAGCUCCAGGACCUGCUGAUUGCCGCCAACAAUCUCACCGGCGGCGUCCCAGAGUUCCUUGGGUCGAUGUCACAGUUGAGGAUUCUCGAACUUGGUGACAACCAGCUCGGCGGGGCGAUCCCGCCGGUUCUUGGCCAGCUCCAGAUGCUGCAGCGGCUCAAGAUAAAGAACGCUGGGCUUGUUUCAACUCUGCCGCCGGAGCUGGGAAAUCUUAAGAAUCUCACUUUUCUAGAGAUAUCCGUGAACCACCUCUCCGGUGGCUUGCCCCCGGCAUUCGCCGGGAUGUGCGCAAUGCGGGAGUUCGGACUUGAAAUGAACGGGCUCACCGGUGAGAUCCCUUCGGUGUUGUUCACGAGCUGGCCCGAGCUCAUAUCGUUCCAAGUACAGUACAACUUCUUCACUGGCAGGAUUCCAAAAGAGGUCGGCAUGGCGAGGAAACUGAAAAUCCUUUACCUGUUCAGCAACAACCUUUGCGGAUCCAUCCCGGCAGAACUCGGCGAUUUGGAGAAUCUGGAAGAGCUGGAUUUGUCAAACAACUUGCUGACCGGACCGAUCCCUAGAUCAAUCGGCAACCUCAAGCAGCUUACGGCUUUGGCGUUGUUCUUCAACGAUCUCACCGGUGUAAUCCCACCUGAGAUUGGCAACAUGACAGCGUUGCAAAGGUUGGACGUCAACACCAACCGUCUGCAAGGCGAGCUCCCUGCCACCAUCUCGUCCCUCAGGAACCUUCAGUACCUCUCCGUGUUCAACAACUACAUGAGUGGCACCAUCCCGCCGGACCUCGGCAAGGGCAUAGCCUUGCAGCACGUGAGCUUCACCAACAACAGCUUCUCCGGUGAGCUGCCGCGCCACAUCUGCGACGGCUUCGCGCUGGAGCGCUUCACGGCGAACCACAACAACUUCAGCGGCACGCUACCGCCAUGUCUGAAGAACUGCACAAGCCUAUACCGGGUGCGGCUGGACGGGAACCACUUCACCGGCGACAUCUCAGAUGCCUUCGGCAUACACCCCAGCUUGGAAUACUUGGACAUAUCCGGGAGCAAGCUCACCGGUCGGCUAUCGUCUGACUGGGGACAGUGCACCAACCUCACAUAUCUGUCAAUCAACGGUAACAGCAUAUCCGGCAACCUUGAUUCGACCUUUUGUACAUUGUCAUCUCUUCAGUUUUUGGAUCUAUCAAAUAACCGAUUCAAUGGUGAGCUCCCAAGGUGUUGGUGGGAGUUGCAAGCUUUGCUGUUUAUGGACGUCUCUGGCAACGGCUUCUCGGGUGAAUUGCCAGCAUCAAGAAGCCCUGAACUUCCUCUCCAAUCUCUGCAUCUUGCUAACAAUAGUUUCUCUGUAGUUUUCCCAGCCACCAUUCGCAACUGCAGAGCACUUGUUACGCUUGAUAUGUGGAGCAACAAGUUCUUUGGCAAGAUUCCCUCUUGGAUAGGAACUAGUCUUCCUGUCCUAAGAAUUCUUCUCCUCCGAUCAAAUAAUUUCAGUGGAGAGAUUCCCACAGAAUUAUCCCAACUUUCUCAGCUUCAACUUCUUGAUUUGGCCAGCAAUGGGUUAACUGGAUUCAUCCCAACAACUUUUGCCAACUUAUCAUCCAUGAAACAAGCAAAAACCUUCCCCACAAUAGGGACUUUUAAUUGGAAAAGUGCCCCUUCAAGAGGAUACGAUUAUCCGUUCCCUCUUGAUCAGUCUAGAGACAGAUUUAACAUAUUAUGGAAGGGACAUGAAGAAACUUUUCAAGGAACAGCUAUGUUAAUGACAGGAAUUGAUUUAUCAAGCAAUUCACUUUACGGUGAAAUCCCAAAAGAGCUAACAUACCUUCAGGGCCUCCGGUAUCUAAACUUGUCAAGGAAUGAUCUUUCAGGCAGUAUUCCAGAAAGAAUUGGCAAUUUGAAUAUCUUGGAAUCCCUUGACUUAUCAUGGAAUGAGCUUUCAGGUGUUAUCCCUACAACCAUUGCAAAUAUACCAUGCCUCAGUGUGUUAAAUCUCUCAAAUAACCGCUUAUGGGGAAGCAUACCCACCGGAAGACAACUUCAGACAUUUGUGGAUCCCUCAAUAUAUAGCAACAAUUUGGGCCUUUGUGGCUUCCCUUUGAGAAUAGCCUGCCGGGCAUCUAGAUUGGAUCAGAGAAUUGAAGAUCAUAAAGAACUUGAUAAGUUCUUAUUUUACUCUUUAGUUGUUGGCAUUGUUUUCGGAUUUUGGCUUUGGUUUGGAGCUCUAAUUUUACUUAAGCCAUUAAGAGAUUUUGUUUUUCAUUUUGUUGACCACAUAGAAAGAAGCUAUGCAAAUUGCAGAAGAUGUACGCACUAAGUACUCUUCAGAUGCAAACCAGCAACCAAAUAAUAUACCCCUGUUGCUUUUCCUUGACAGAAUUAUAUAUCAUUGUCAUAAUUUUCAUUUCUCUUCUCUGUCUUGCAUUUACAAGUUUAUUGCUUAGCCAAUGGGAAAAAUAAUAAUACUCCCUCCGUUCCAAAAUGUUUGACGCCGUUGACUUUUUUAAUCAUGUUUGACCGUUCGUCUUAUUUAAAAAAUUUAAGUAUUUUUUAAUUCUUUUCCUAUCAUUUAAUUCAU